AUCAACCAAGUUUUUUUUUCUCUUUAAUUUGUGGAAAAAAAAACCAACACACAAACACACUUUUUUUUUUGGCAAAGUCAACAUGCAAGAUUUUUGAGGGUGCUGAUGGAUUGAGGUGCUUGUUCUUCUGUUUUCAAAGAUACAAUCUUUCUGCUGAAUUGGGUCUGGGGUGGUGCUAUUUCAGAGAGUUGAGUUGAGUCUUUUUCAGUGAACAAGAAAUUGAAGAGAAGCAAUGAAGAACGAAGAACAGGCUCGUAGUUUGUUUGGAAUCUCACUCUCUGACAGACCAAGGUGGCAGCAAUUCCUCAUUUGCUCUUCUGGCUUCUUCUUUGGAUACCUUGUUAAUGGCAUCUGUGAGGAAUAUGUAUAUAAUAGGCUCCACUUCAGCUAUGGUUGGUACUUCACAUUUAUUCAAGGGUUUGUUUACCUUUUCCUGAUUUACCUUCAAGGCUUCACAAGCAAGCAAAUGGUGAAUCCAUGGAAAACUUAUGUGAAGCUUUCAGCUGUUCUUAUGGGUUCUCAUGGCCUAACAAAGGGGUCUCUGGCUUUCCUUAACUACCCUGCACAAAUCAUGUUCAAAUCCACAAAGGUGCUGCCAGUGAUGAUAAUGGGAGCAUUCAUACCGGGUCUAAGAAGAAAAUAUCCAUUGCAUGAAUAUAUAUCUGCAAUACUUCUGGUUGUUGGAUUGAUCCUAUUCACACUAGCAGAUGCUCAGACAUCACCAAAUUUCAGUGUCAUUGGUGUUGUUAUGAUAUCUGGUGCUUUGGUCAUGGAUUCUUUUCUGGGAAAUCUCCAAGAAGCAAUCUUCACUAUGAACCCUGAGACCACACAGAUGGAGAUGCUAUUCUGCUCUACAGUGGUGGGUUUGCCUUUCUUAAUCCCUCCCAUGCUUUUGACAGGAGAAUUAUUCAAAGCAUGGACUUCAUGCUCACAGCAUCCCUAUGUUUAUGGUGUGUUGGUUUUUGAAGCAAUGGCCACAUUCAUAGGCCAAGUCUCUGUCCUUUCCCUCAUUGCCAUUUUUGGUGCUGCCACCACAGCCAUGAUAACAACAGCAAGAAAGGCAGUGACAUUGCUACUCUCAUAUUUGAUAUUUACAAAGCCAUUAACAGAACAACAUGGAAGUGGACUCUUACUCAUAGCUAUGGGAAUCACAUUGAAAAUGUUGCCUGAUAAUAAUAGUAAUAACAACAAACCAAUUAAGAAGAAGGCUUUAACCCCUUCUUCUUCUUCUUCCAAUGGCAUUAGUGUAAAAUCAGAUGCUGAUGAAGAGUUGGGAGUCAUGCCAGGUUCUGAGGGAGAGUAUGAUGAAGAAAAGAGGCCAUUGGUGUAACUACUAACUAGCUAUAUAUAUGGCUCAAAUUUAAUUUGUUCACAAUACGACUUUUUAUUUUUAUUUUUUUUAUGUCUUAGCAUUUUCGUCUAAUGCCAUAGGUAAUAGAGAAAAUAAAUUGAUGUCCAAUUAAUAAUAAUUUUUAUGAUAUA
Arachis ipaensis is the source of this 1482-nucleotide messenger RNA. Its product is annotated as UDP-galactose/UDP-glucose transporter 2. Gene Ontology annotation, cellular component: Golgi membrane; endoplasmic reticulum membrane. Lineage: Eukaryota; Viridiplantae; Streptophyta; Magnoliopsida; Fabales; Fabaceae. The record is from RefSeq and is a predicted model, not a curated record. Gene Ontology annotation, biological process: transmembrane transport; 3'-phosphoadenosine 5'-phosphosulfate transport. Gene Ontology annotation, molecular function: 3'-phosphoadenosine 5'-phosphosulfate transmembrane transporter activity.